UUCGUACAAUUCAAUCAUUGUCUGUAAAAUGGUGCCAUCUUGUGGCAUACUGGUGAACAGCAAGUUAAUUGUGAUAUCAACCAACGACCGCUGGGGGGCGCCAUGGAGCUUUACUUAGGUAUGCUUGGAGGAGUGAGCGCCUAGCCCUCCAGCUAACUGUCAGAAGACAGCGUAGCUGCCCCGGCGACUCCUCAGAGUCAGACCCUAAAACACUGCCUUCUAGUACUACACCUAGUAACCACACAUGAAUAACUCACUCGGUCACAAAUCAAUCAGCACCGUUACGGUCGUAGAUUCAACUGAAAUGGCGUUUUAUUUCAGCCCGUAGAAGGUGUGUUUGUGCUGGCUGCGAUUAGCAGAUGGUCGUCCUCCCAACGAGCUCGAGAGGAGACAGUAUUUGACAGUUACCCGCUCAGGAGGCGUUGGUGUGGCGCACGUCGACAAAACAUCACGGCAUUUCAGAUCAGCACUGAAGCUGCGCCAGGCAGCCUGGAACGCCCUCUGUAAAUUCCUCCGGUCCAGAGGGGAGCAGCUGCCCUGCCAGUCAUGUCUCGUAGGAGUGCCCGUCUGGUGUCAGGUGGUUACUAUCAAUCAGAUGAAGACUCUGACUCCAGCAGCGUCACAACCAUCUCCUACCGCGAGAGCCCCCUCAGGGUGUUCAAGAAGAAGCCGGGGGGUACUCGCAAGGCGUCCACUCGUACCUCAAGCAGGGCCAAUAGCAACGUCAGCUCGGUCAGUACAGCUGAGCCGUCGGCCACAGAACGGACCAAUCAGGGACCAGAACAGUACCAAGGUCCGACCCCGGAGCCCGCCCAGGGCGGGUCCAGCAUCCAGGUGGUACUGUACAACCCCACGCCCGCACCUACCGCGCGGCCCGCCCUGACCCCCGCACGGGGCCGGAGCCGGACCCCCACCCCCUGCCCUGACGCUCCCCCGGAGAGCAGCCUACCGUCGGGGUCACUGGGGCCCUUCAGAGCCGGGGGCCUGCAGGGGUCGUACAGCCGGCUGCUGAACCAGGCCAGCGUGGACAGCUCUGGGUACUCGUCUGCCGAGGGACCUCACAGGAGACCCACCACCACCACCAGCCCCACCCACCCGGCCCCUCGUACCCCCAGCGGGGAACCAGCAUCUCCACCCGGAGGUACUGGUACCAGCAAAGCUCAUAGCAGCAGUAGCAGCUACAGCUAUUACACUGACAGAUUGCUCCGACCCGGCGUGAGGACGCUGAUCGGUGGCGUUCUGCUCCUGGCCCUCCUGUUCCUCUGCGUGUACUUCCUGGUUCCUCUGCUGGUCUCUCUCACCCUCCACCCCACCACUACCAAGGCCACUGGGCCCGGGCUGACCACCAUCACAACACCACCCGUUUCCCUCACCACGCCUCCUCCCCCGGCUCUUUCUCCUUCUUCUCCUCCUCAUCACCAAGCUACUCCACCUCCUGCUUCCCCUCUUCAUCACCAAGCCACGGCUCCUCCUCCUCUUAAUCAUCCUGCUCCCCAGCCCUGCUCUGUUCCGCCAGCACCUGCUGCCCUGGAUCCUCUGCUGGUAUCUGCUGCUGUGGACCACAAGAUGCAGAAUGUUCUGGAGGAACUACUGCAGAAACAGGAGAACCUUCACUCUCUGGGGGAGGCCAGGCUCCGGGCAGAGCUGCAGGUGCUGAGGGCCAGGCUGGAGGAGCUGGGCACCGCGGGCCAGCAGAGCCUGGAGGCGGAGGUGGACCGGCUGAGCCGGCUGCUGGCCCGCCACCAGGCCGACGCCGACGGCGCCCGCACUGCGAUGGCGCUCAGGGUCCGGGCCCUGGAGACCACCAACACACAGCUGAGCGAGGAGCUGUCCUCCAUCCAGAAGAGGCCCGCCCCGGCCCCCUGCCCCGUGCCAGAGCCCCCGGCCCCCCAGGACCAGAGCCUGCUCAGCCCGCAGCUACAGCACGCCCUGGAGGAGUGGCUCGCUGACAGGAUCCAGGAGCACGAGCUCAGUGCUAGCGGCAGCUGUACUGACUGUAACCGGCCGAUGGCCGACAAGAUGGCCGACUUUGCUCUGGAGUCCCAAGGUGCCAGUGUGGUGAGCACCCGGUGUUCAGAGACCUACAGCAUCGGCACGGCGUGCGUCACCCUCUUCGGCUUCCCCCUGUGGUACCCAUCAGAGAGCCCCCGCACUGUUAUACAGGGCUACGCCGUGCUGCUCCCCGGGAGGUGCUGGGCCUUCCGUGGCGUGCAGGGCACCCUGGUCCUGGCUCUCUCCCACCCCGUCGCCAUCUCCCACGUCACCCUGGACCACCUGCCCCGCUACAGCGCGCCCACGGGACGCAUCGACUCUGCUCCCCGCGACUUCCAGGUCUACGGCAUGCAGGACACCCUGGAUGAGGCCACUCUGCUGGGGAACUUCACCUACGACCAGGAGGGCGAGUCCGCGCAGACCUUCACCAUACCCGAGUCUAGCAGCAUGGCCUACCGCCACGUGGAGCUGAGGGUGCUCAGUAACUGGGGUCACAUGACCUACACGUGUAUCUACCGCUUCCGGGUUCACGGCAAGAUGGCCGACGCAUAACCAGAGGUCCGGUGUACUGCUGGCGGCUACACAGCCCGUUUGUCAUGUCACAGUGGAUCUUUUUAAAAGAGCCUCAAUUCAAUACAAAUAAUAACCAUAAAAAUAUUGAAUACCGGUUUGAUACUAGUGUUUGGGAGUUUUUCCGAAAGUUCUUUCAAGAGGCUAUUGCUAAGAGGCGGAUAAUGAUCAAAUAUUUAUAUAUUUUGAGGUAACGAGCUGGCUGGCGGUGCAGAUUCGUUUAACGUCUUUAAAAUCAUGUCAGCUGACCAUACACUGUGCUGGGUGGGCAGUGAGUUUACAACAUGCUGUAUGAUUACCUAUUGUUUCAGUGAUACGAGGCUACUUUUACAAUAGACAUGUGAGCGCCUCUCCUACUUUGCAGUAUUCCUUCAGAAGAACCAUACUCUUUACCUGCUCUGAGCUGACUCGUGGAAUGAGUUCUUCAUUACAGAGAAUACUGCUACUUUUGCAUGUUGUGGAAAAUCACGGUGUGCAACAUGCAAGUUUCGGCAGUAGAGACCCGAAAUAUUGGACUUUGGACGUUGUUCCCAAAGCAAAUCCUGGAAAAAGUAAUUGAUGCAGCAGUCCACGAUUUUUUCUCAGCACACUUAUAAAGCAAAUAAUGUUAUAUUUGAAAAUAUCUUUACGUGACGUUCCGCUUUAACUCACAGUUGAAGUAAAUCAAUUUGUUGUCAGCCACAUUCUCAAAGAAAGUGCCCAGAAUUAAAUUACGCUAAGCUCACGUUCACAAACGAGUGUAGACAGUAAGUAAAAUAUGAUUUGUUCUCAUGUUUAUUGAACAAAACGAUUCGGUAAUAAUAAUAAACACUUGUGGCUCGAAGACGACUCAGGCCUCAUUCACCGGUGGCUACUCUAGCUGGAUGGUGAAAGGCUCACUUAUAGAACCAAGAUGGCCUGGAACCAAGAUACCCACUGGGUAAAUACGGCCCAUUAGGGGAUGUCAGGUCAUUUAAAUCUGAUUUACCUCAUCUACUUUACCUCUUCAUGUAAUGCAUGUGUUGAUAUUCGUUCUAUCUUAUAAGACAAUGGAGUUCAAAUCGGCGCCUUUAAAGAAGCAAGCAAGUCAUAUGAUUUAAUUUCAUAUUUCACAAAUAUCCGAUGCAGUUUCAACUGCCCAAUUCCAAGGUUUAUCGUCUGUAUAUACCGUAUACAUUUAUUUAAUAAUUAUAUAUUUUUUGAAAAUAGGACUACAAUACAUUAGGCCUACAUAGAUGGUAUGAUGACCUUUAUAUAUGUAAACGAUUGGUGUAAUAAUUAUUUCAAUGGAUGGGAUAACAUUCCUUAUGAAACUAAAUCAACUUAAAUUAUUAUCUAAAUAACAAUUUAGAUUAAAACAUUCAGGGUUUUCUAAAGAUGUUGAGCUAAAAAUUGUAUAAUUACCUAAGUUAUGUUGUAUUUAGCUCUGCAUUCUUGCUGGAAUACUUGAAUUAGUGUUCCCUAACCUCUUAUACAAAAUAUUCUGUCAUGGUGAAUAUGGCAUGUAAUGGUACUCUUUCUUAGGAACAGAAGCUUUCUCUUAAUAGCUUUGCACUGCAGACUCUAAGUGAGUAAGAACACCAGUCGAUUUAAAGUUCUAUGUUUUUCAGAUUUAAAAGAACUGCUAUUCAGGGUCACACCUGUUAUUCCACAUUCAGCAAAUUUUGUAAUAUGCAUUUUUGGGAUAAAAAAUAUUCAAUUGAGAAUUUUUUCUGAGCUAACAGUUUUAAAUAUCAAUGAUUCUCUGAUGGUUAAUCAAAGAUUUGUGAAUGUUGCCAAAAAUUCGUACAAAUGUGAUGAAUAAAUAUCACUUUUUGAAUACCUCAGCUGGUGUCUCUUGUUAUAAUCUAUACUGAGUCUAGAAAUAUUUCCCAGGUCCAUAUACACUCGGAUAUAGAAUGAGCUGUACCAUUAUCUGGUGACCAUAGGGGAGGAACAUAGAAUGACCUGUACCAUUAUCUGGUGACCAUAGGGGAGGAACAUAGAAUGAGCUGUACCAUUAUCUGGUGACCAUAGGGGAGGAACAUAGAAUGACCUGUACCAUUAUCUGGUGACCAUAGGGGAGGAACAUAGAAUGAGCUGUACCAUUAUCUGGUGACCAUAGGGGAGGAACAUAGAAUGAGAUGUACCAUUAUCUGGUGACCAUAGGGGAGGAACAUAGACUGAGCUGUACCAUUAUCUGGUGACCAUAGGGGAGGAACAUAGAAUGACCUGUACCAUUAUCUGGUGACCAUAGGGGAGGAACAUAGAAUGAGCUGUACCAUUAUCUGGUGACCAUAGGGGAGGAACAUAGAAUGAGAUGUACCAUUAUCUGGUGACCAUAGGGGAGAAGAAACAUCUCUGCUGCCAGUCUAGAUGCUUUCCUGGAGAAGCACGUUCUUCUGAUAUGAUGAAGACAACCGAGAAAUAAGGAAGCCACAGCAUUAACCACAAUGGAGAGAGAGAGAGAAAGAUAACACCUGAUUGUUUACCUCAGCCAGAGGAGGAAAGAUUGGAAGUAUGGUGGCCACUGAUAAAACAGUUCCUACAGCAGCUGCUGGUGUCAGUUUACACACAUCUCAGGAGAUGUGUGUCUUUCAAAGGUCCAAUUACCAGUCACAUCGAUGGACAAAAAGGUGGAAUUAUGACUUCCAAUUUCAUUAAGAGCAUGACAGUAAUAGUUUCCUCCAAGCUUAGACGUGAUAUCAGUGAUGGGGUAGUACUGUCCUGAUUCCUCGACUAUUCCUUGAACCAGGUGUUCUUUGGCUAUGAGGAUUGCAUCACUGCCUAACCUCACCAGAGGGACGACCUGGAGAUGUAAUGUCAAAGGUCAAAUGUUGUUGCCUGUUGUA
Gadus chalcogrammus (walleye pollock) is the source of this 5372-nucleotide messenger RNA. RefSeq lists its product as uncharacterized. Gene Ontology annotation, biological process: nuclear envelope organization. Gene Ontology annotation, molecular function: protein-membrane adaptor activity. Lineage: Eukaryota; Metazoa; Chordata; Actinopteri; Gadiformes; Gadidae. Gene Ontology annotation, cellular component: nuclear envelope; meiotic nuclear membrane microtubule tethering complex. The record is from RefSeq and is a predicted model, not a curated record. The transcript is spliced from 16 exons. Bases 547 to 2544 code for a protein of 665 amino acids.